This is a messenger RNA of Penicillium daleae, 1005 nucleotides long. RefSeq lists its product as uncharacterized. NCBI's taxonomy places the organism in Eukaryota, Fungi, Ascomycota, Eurotiomycetes, Eurotiales, Aspergillaceae. Bases 1 to 1005 code for a protein of 334 amino acids. The record is from RefSeq and is a predicted model, not a curated record. The transcript is spliced from 5 exons.
AUGAAGCUCUCCUUGCUACUCCCGGCUCUGGCUCUGCUGGCCCGGCCCUUCGCUGAAGCUGCCAGCAGUCUCGCAUACUGCGCAACUGACAAUACUGGAUCCUCCUUCUCGGCUGUUAGCGACACCUAUCAGUCUAAUGGAGCUUGCGAGCAGACUUGCGCCGACUACGCCCUGGGUAUCUUGCAGGGAAAGAAAUGUUGGUGCUCCAACGUGGCACCUGCCGAGUCCUCUCGUAAAAGCACUUCGGAGUGCUCAACUGGCUGCCCCGGCUACCCAGAUGAUAGUUGCGGUAGUGCCUCCAAGGGCGUUUACGCAUAUGUGAAGAUUACUGGCAAUUCGGUCAGCAGCACGGAGAGCGGAGGUAGCUCCACCACUUCUUCGACUUCGGAGAGCACUAGCAGCACUUCAUCAUCGACAGGAACAUCCACAAACUCCACACAAACUACACCAAAGAUAUUGAAUUGGUCCGAAUUUGCUAACAUGCCGUCCCAGUCCACUGCAUCCGACUCGACCACUACCAGUGGAAACAUUGUCAAGGAGACUACCUCGGCUGGCCAAGUGAAGACUAUCACUGUUUCUGCCCCCAGUCAGACUGGCGCCCAGGAUUCCUCCUCGGCCAAUACCGCGGCAGCGAGCAACAAGCUCAGCGGCGGCUCCAUCGCUGGUAUCGUGAUCGGUGUGAUCGGUGGUCUCGCCCUCGUGGGUGCACUGAUCUUCCUGGUCUUCUUCUACCGCAAGCGUGCUCGCUCCGCUAGCCCCAUCCCUAGCAACGGGGAUAUGACCGAGAACCGAACCAGCCAAGCCUCGAGCUUCGCCCGUGGUGUUUUCCCGCAAGGUCAUUCUCACGACUUGUCGGGAUCUUCGAGCCUGGGACGCAAACACACCUUCACCGACAAUCGGCUGAAGACCGACAUCUACCCCAACGGUCCGCGGGAUAGUAGUGUGUCACUUCAGGAUAAUGAAGACUACUCGCGCCCUGUGCUUCGGCUCACUAACCCCGACUAA